Molecule: messenger RNA, 1440 nt
Organism: Cynocephalus volans (Philippine flying lemur)
Lineage: Eukaryota; Metazoa; Chordata; Mammalia; Dermoptera; Cynocephalidae
Gene: AK8
Product: adenylate kinase 8
Exons: 13
Coding region: 1-1440 (479 amino acids)
Biological process (GO): nucleobase-containing compound metabolic process
Cellular component (GO): cytoplasm
Molecular function (GO): nucleoside diphosphate kinase activity; AMP kinase activity; ATP binding
Source: RefSeq, a predicted model, not a curated record
AUGGACAAGACCACGGCCCCUCACCUCGUCCCCCCGGAAAUGUCCCAGUACGGGGAGAAGAAUCACCUGUUCGAGUUGAUGCAGACCAUGCUGGAGCAACUCCUGAUCCACCAACCCGAGGACCCCAUCCCCUUCAUGAUUGAGCACUUGCGUCGGAACAACGAUCAUGUGCCGAAGAUUGUAAUAUUAGGUCCACCUGCCUCGGGGAAAACAACUAUUGCAAUGUGGCUUUGCAAACAUCUAAACAGCAAUCUCCUCACCAUGGAAAACUUGGUAGCAAGAGGAUUUUCCCAGGUGACUGCCGAAGCCAGAAAGCACUAUCAGAGAGUCAAGACAGUCCCCAGCAGGCUGCUCAUCAAACUGAUCCAGGACCGGCUGGCUGAAGAGGACUGUGUCAAGCAGGGCUGGAUCAUGGAUAGCAUCCCUGAGACACGGGAGCAGGCUCUGCUGAUCCAGACCAUGGGGAUCACCCCCAGACACGUCAUCGUGCUGAAUGCUCCAGACACCGUCCUGAUUGAGAGAAACAUGGGGAAGAGAAUCGACCCUCAGACUGGAGAGAUUUAUCACACCACCUUUGACUGGCCCCCCAAAUCUGAAAUCCAGAACCGUCUGGUGAUGCCAGAGGGCAUCUCGGAACUGGAGACGGCUCGGAAGCUGCUGGAGUAUCACAGGAACAUUGUCAGGAUCCUCCCCUCCUACCCCCAAAUCCUGAAGAUCAUCAGUGCCGACCAGCCCUGUGUGGACGUCUUCUACCAGGCUCUGACCUAUGUCCAAACCAGCCAUCGAUCUAAUGCCCCCUUCACCCCGAGGGUGUUGCUGUUUGGGCCCGUGGGCAGCGGGAAAAGCCUGCAGGCCGCCCUCCUGGCCCAGAAAUACGGCCUUGUCAACGUCUGCUGUGGGCAACUGCUAAAAGAGGCUGUGGCGGGCAAGACAAACGUUGGCGAGGUCAUCCAGCCCUUUUUUGAAAAGCAGAUAGCAGUCCCUGACAGCCUCAUCUUGAAGGUGCUGAUGGAGCGCAUGGACCAGCAAGACUGCGUUCAGAAAGGCUGGGUGCUGCACGACUUCCCGCGAGACCUGGACCAGGCGCACAUGCUGGAAAACGUGGGCUACCACCCCAACAGGGUGUUUUUCCUGAAUGUGCCAUUUGAUUCUAUCAUUGAGCGGCUGACUCUGAGGAGAACUGAUCCCGUCACGGGAGAAAGGUACCACCUCAUGUACAAGCCACCUCCGACCAUAGAGAUCCAGGCUCGCCUCUUGCAGAACCCAAAGGAUGCUGAAGAGCAGGUCAAGCUCAAAGUGGAUCUGUUCUACAGGAAUUCAGCUGAGCUGGAGGAAUUCUAUGAGUCGGCUGUCGCCAUCAAUGGGGACCAGGACCCGUAUACGGUCUUUGAAUACAUAGAGAGUGGGAUCAUUAAUCCCCUGCCCAAGAAUGUCCCCUGA